CGUGUUUCCUGUUGGGGGAGCUGUCAGCUGCACACAAAGGGAUGGUCUCAGGCUCAGCAACAGCAGGUCAUGGAGACCUGUCCACAUGUCACCUUCAGAGGAGCAGCAGGACCUGCGUCGAAUCCGACUCAAGGACCUGAGGCAGGGAUGGGCAGGGAGGUGUGUCCUCAUAAGCUGGGAUCAACCAGUCAGCUUCGACUCCUCCUCUACAUUCUGAUUCCAACAGUGAGCCUGUUGGCAGGUCUGCUGCUGCUCACGCUAAGCCUUAUGGGGAUGUUCAGUCCAAGCCUCCUGGGUUCCAGCCACCUACCGUCGCCCGAGCCCAUGGCUGACAGCAAUCCUGGUUACCAUGUCAAUGGCACAAACCCCCCCUCCUCAGAGUUUGAAAACGAGUCACUCGAAACCCAAAGCUCCAAUGUAAUCACACGUGGCAACACCCACAUUGACAUCACAAUUGCCACAAUGCCUGCUGGAUAUCCACCACCUUCCUCCUCAGCAGUCACACCAACUCUGCAUUUCACAGAGCCUCCUGAUUGGCUGGCAUCUGUGACAUCAUUGAGCACCACCUGGCCGAUCAGCAGCACCGUUCAGCAUGAUAUUGGUAGCUGUCACAUGAUCGUGGAGCCACAAUGUCACAUGUUGCCUUACAACCAAACAUGGCUGUCUUCGUCUGUUGCCGUGGUGAAGAGCUCUGAGACCGACAUGUUGCUCAGGUUCUUCAGCUACCUCAGCAGACUGUCGUGCUACAGACACAUCAUGCUGUUUGGCUGCUCGCUGGCACUGCCAGAGUGUGUGGCCGGCGAUGGCACACAUGCUAGGCGCAUCGUCCUGCCUUGCGCCUCAUUCUGUGAGGCGGCAAGGCAAGGCUGUGAGCCCGUCCUCCAGAUGUUCAGUGCCUCCUGGCCUGACUUCCUGCGCUGCUCACAGUUCAGCAAUCCCCCUCCGACGUCAGCCCAGCCAUCAUGGUCACCCACACCAACAACAAGCCUCGCUCCUGUGGCAUGCUACACCCCGAGACAAAUCAAAGGAAAACCCUCUGUGUGUGGCGGGCAGGACCACUUCUUGUGUGCAACCGGAAUUUGUGUUCUGCAGAAACUGGUGUGUAACGGCUACAACGACUGUGACGACUGGAGCGAUGAAUCGCACUGUGUUUGUUCAGAGUCCGAGUUUCGCUGCAGUACUGGACGCUGUUUGGCGCCCCCUUUGGUGUGUGAUGGUUAUGAUGACUGUGGAGAUCUCAGCGAUGAGCUGAGUUGCGUGUGUGAUCCAGAUCAGGAAUAUCGCUGUGGCAACGGUCGGUGCGUGUCCAAAGACUGGCUGUGUGAUGGUGACCAUGACUGCCAGGACAAGAGUGAUGAGGUUAACUGCUCAUGUAGGAGUCAAGGUCUGCUGGAGUGCACAAACGGUCACUGUAUUCCGUCAGCGUUUCGUUGCGAUGGCGAGAACGACUGUAAAGAUGGAAGCGAUGAAGAGCACUGCAGCGGAGAGCAGAAUCCAGGUGUUUGCGUUCCUGGUCAGCCCGGCUGUGUCUUUACUUCCUGUCCGCCAGUGUGCGGGGCGAGCAGUGUGACUUGUGACCCCCGAAACAACAGCUGCACUCGCUGUGAACCCAUCAGGCUGGAGUUGUGCAUGAACCUGCCCUACAACCUGACCAGCUUCCCAAACUACCUGGGUCACCUGUCCCAGAGGGAGAGCUCAGUGUCCUGGGAGUCCUCACUGUUCCCUGCUCUGGUCCAAACCGGCUGCUACCAGUACCUCAUGUUCUACGCCUGCACACUGCUUGUCCCCAAAUGUGAGCCUGUCACCCACCAGAGGGUCCCGCCCUGCAGGUCUUUGUGUCAGAACUCAAAAGAGAAGUGUGAGUUGGUGCUGGGGAUUGUGGGAUUGCAGUGGCCCGACGACACAGACUGCAGUCAGUUUCCAGAGGAGGGAGGAAAUGUGACCUGCCUGCUGCCAGAGGAUGGCGUGGAUGCAUGCUCGCCAAGUCACUUCAAGUGCCGGUCCGGGCGCUGCGUGCUGGCAACUAAACGCUGUGACGGUCACCUGGACUGCGACGACCACAGCGACGAAGAAAACUGUGGUUGUUCUGAGCGAGAACUGUGGGAGUGUCCUGGCAGCAAAGUCUGCAUACAGACCAGUAUGAUCUGUGACGGAUUCCCAGACUGCCCCAUGUUGGUGGACGAAACCAAUUGCUCUGUGUGCGGAGACAACGAGGUGUCGUGCAACAACCAUCAGUGUGUCCAUCGGACGCUGUGGUGCGACGGGAAGAAGCACUGUUCCGACAGCUCUGAUGAGUGGAACUGUGUGUCUUUGUCCGAUCAAUCGGGUUCUGUGCUAACAGUGUUCAGGACAGCGGCGGAGUAUCAGGUCUGUGCAGAUGAGUGGAACCAGCAACUGAGUGAGCUGACCUGCAGUCAGCUGGGACUAGGGGCUCCAUCCUUUGUUUCCACGGUCCGUGACCAGCCCGGGGUCAUGGGCCGUCGCCGAUGGUUACACGUCCAUCCAGAGUGGAACUUGAGGAACGGCUCUGCAUUGCAAGCCCGACUGGAGAAGAGAAGUCACGCGUGUCAUUCCAGGAGGAGAGUGUCCGUCCUCUGUACCAGACAAGACUGUGGUCUGCGCCCAUCGGUGGGCGGGCACCCCCACAGGAAGAAGAGGAUUCUGGGGGGGCGUGUGUCCCGGCGUGGGGCAUGGCCUUGGCAGUGCUCGCUGCAGAGUGGUCAGAGUGGACAUGUCUGCGGCUGCGUUCUCAUCGGGAAGAGAUGGGUGCUGACAGUCGCCCACUGCUUCGAGGGGAGAGAGAGUGCAGAUCUGUGGAAGGUGGUAUUUGGUCUGAAUAAUCUGGACCACCCAGGGCCGCACAGCCAGAGCCGUGGCGUGAGUACCAUCAUUGUCCAUCCGCGCUACAACCGGGCGGUGGUGGACUUUGACAUUAGCGUGGUCCAGCUGGAGUCAGAGAUUGAAGAGACACCGUUUGCCAGGCCGGUGUGUCUGCCACAGCCCGGCCAUCUUCCAACUCCCGAUUCCUACUGUUACAUCACUGGCUGGGGUCACAUGGGCAACAGGAUGCCGUUUAAACUGCAGGAGGGUGUGGUCCGGAUCAUCUCUCUAUCUCAGUGUCAGUCUUAUUUUGAUAUGAAGACCAUCACGUCCAGGAUGCUCUGCGCUGGUUACGAGGCCGGGACCAUUGAUUCUUGCAUGGGAGACAGCGGUGGACCGUUGAUGUGCGAGGAUGGUGGCGGACGCUGGACGCUGUUUGGCUUGACGUCAUGGGGAAGUGUGUGUUUCAGCAAAGUGCUCGGACCCGGUGUGUACAGCAAUGUGACGCAUUUCACGCCAUGGAUCCAGCAGGAGAUCUACAUUCACACAUACCUAAACAACUGAUGUGCACAUGUCACUUCUGCUUCCUACCAUCAGCAUUACAACAGGAUGUGAUGUCACAGCACGCACAUUUAUAUUCUCUAACGUGCCUAUAUCUGUUCUGAUUGCCUUCAGAGACUCAUCAAGGACAAACGUUCAUUCCAGUCACGCGUCACCGCCAAAUGCUUCUGUUUGUCCAUUUCUCGCCACCUGGGCCCAACAUGUGACCAAAGACACCAAAUGUAUUAGCUACGUGCUAACUGGUCAUCUUGAAUGAGGAGUAAACUUUACAAUGCUAAUGUUAUUUCAUCUGAUCCUGUUUAAAAGAAACAAAAUUCCUGCUGAUAGAAUUUCCCAAAGUAACGUUUGAGCCACGAUGUGACUGAAUCAAAGUAGAAUAGACAGGCAUUUGCUCCAGUCUUUUUAAUGUAAUUAACUUGUGAUCUUACUGGUAU
Molecule: messenger RNA, 3815 nt
Organism: Thalassophryne amazonica
Lineage: Eukaryota; Metazoa; Chordata; Actinopteri; Batrachoidiformes; Batrachoididae
Gene: corin
Product: corin, serine peptidase
Exons: 24
Coding region: 70-3384 (1104 amino acids)
Biological process (GO): acrosome reaction; proteolysis
Cellular component (GO): membrane
Molecular function (GO): serine-type endopeptidase activity; protein binding
Source: RefSeq, a predicted model, not a curated record